GCGGCCCCGAGCGGCUCCAGAACGGAGGCCCGCGCCGAACCCAGGCCCUUCCUCGCUUGCCGCGGGGCCCUGCGUUGUACCCGUCCCCCUUCCUGGGCCGUCCGGUUUGGUGAGGGCACCUGGACCAGCGGGAAGGCUGCAGGAAAGAUCUUCCCAGAUAGAGGGAACUGCACGUGCAAAGGCAGGGAGAGUGCACGGGAGUUUUGCGCCUGAGCCCGGCAGGGGAGCAGGUCCUGGAGGCAGCUCCUGCUGGGAUGGCAGCUCCAGCAUCUUUAAGGGCCACAGGGGGUCCAGCCCCACCGGGGGCACCCUAGGACUCCCACAGCCAUCUGUGCACCUGCCCCCCACUCAUCUGUGGGCCACUCGCCAUGGGUGGGUGCUUCUCCAAGCCCAAGCCAGUGGAGCUCAAGAUCGAGGUGGUGCUGCCUGAGAAGGAGCGGGGCAAGGAGGAGCUGUCAGCCAGCGGGAAGGGCAGCCCUCGGGCCUACCAGGGCAAUGGCACAGCCCGCCACUUCCACACUGAGGAACGCCUGCCCGCCCCUCACCCGUACCCUGGUGCUCAGGACUGUGUGGAGGCCGCCAUCUGCCAUGUCAAGGACCUUGAGAAUGGCCAGAUGCGGGAAGUAGAGCUGGGCUGGGGGAAAGUGUUGCUGGUGAAGGACAACGGGGAGUUCCACGCUCUGGGCCACAAGUGUCCACACUAUGGUGCACCCCUGGUGAAAGGUGUGCUGUCCCGUGGCCGGGUGCGCUGCCCCUGGCAUGGUGCCUGCUUCAACAUCGGCACCGGUGACCUAGAGGAUUUCCCUGGCCUGGACAGUCUGCACAAAUUCCAGGUGAAGAUUGAGAAGGAGAAGGUGUACGUCCGAGCCAGUAAGCAGGCCUUGCAGCUACAGCGAAGAACCAAAGUGAUGGCCAAGUGUAUCUCUCCAAGUGCUGGCCACAGCAGCAGCACCAACGUGCUGAUUGUAGGCGCAGGUGCAGCUGGCUUGGUAUGUGCAGAGACACUGCGGCAGGAGGGGUUCUCAGACAGGAUCGUCUUGUGCACACUGGACCGGCACCUCCCCUAUGACCGGCCUAAGCUCAGCAAGUCCCUGGAUGCACAGCCUGAGCAGCUGGCCCUGAGGCCCAAGGAGUUCUUCCGAGCCUAUGGCAUCGAGGUGCUCACCGAGGCCCAGGUGGUUACGGUGGACGUGAGAAACAAGAAGGUUGUGUUCAAGGAUGGCUUCAAGCUGGAGUACAGCAAGCUGCUUCUCGCACCAGGGAGCAGCCCUAAGAUGCUGAGCUGCAAAGGCAAAGAGGUGGAGAACGUGUUCACCAUCCGGACACCUGAAGAUGCCAAUCGUGUGGUGAGGCUAGCCCGGGGCCGCAACGCAGUGGUCGUGGGAGCUGGCUUCCUGGGGAUGGAGGUGGCUGCUUAUCUGACUGAAAAGGCCCACUCAGUGUCCGUGGUGGAGCUGGAGGAGACGCCCUUCAGGAGAUUUUUGGGGGAACGUGUCGGUCGUGCCCUCAUGAAAAUGUUUGAGAACAACCGGGUCAAGUUCUACAUGCAGACAGAGGUGUCUGAGCUGCGGGCCCAGGAGGGAAAGCUGAAGGAGGUCGUGCUGAAGAGCAGCAAGGUUGUGCGGGCUGACGUCUGUGUUGUGGGCAUUGGUGCAGUGCCUGCCACGGGCUUCCUGAGGCAGAGCAGCAUCAAUCUGGAUUCCCGAGGCUUCAUCCCUGUCAACAAGAUGAUGCAGACCAACGUUCCGGGCGUGUUUGCAGCUGGCGAUGCUGUCACUUUCCCCCUCGCCUGGAGAAACAAUCGGAAAGUGAACAUCCCACAUUGGCAGAUGGCUCAUGCCCAGGGGCGCGUGGCGGCCCAGAAUAUGCUGGCGCAGGAGGCGGAGAUCAGCACCGUGCCCUACCUGUGGACAGCCAUGUUUGGCAAGAGCCUGCGCUACGCUGGGUACGGAGAAGGCUUCGACGACGUCAUCAUCCAGGGGGAUCUGGAAGAGCUCAAGUUCGUGGCUUUUUACACCAAAGGCGAUGAGGUGAUUGCUGUGGCCAGCAUGAAUUACGAUCCAAUCGUGUCCAAGGUGGCUGAGGUGCUAGCCUCAGGCCGUGCCAUCCGGAAGCGGGAGGUGGAGACCGGCGACAUGUCCUGGCUCACAGGGAAAGGAUCCUGAGCUCGCAUGCAGCAGACUUGGGCAGGCACGCUGGGGCACCAGGGACAGAGGCCAAGCCUUGGGGGCAGGUGCCAACCUCCAAUUUCCCAGGAUCCCCCAGGGCAGAACCUGAGCCUUCCCAGUGCUUGCCUUCGGUUGCCUGGCUCACCUCCAGAGAGGCUUCUGCUGCCUCCAGGAGAUGCUUACCCCCCAAGGCCUCAGCUGCCACUGAUGGCUGACAAUGGAGGCAGGACAGGCUUGUCCUCUUCUCCCUUUCUUGAGACUGGUUCCCUACAGGACCCUGCAACAUAUUAGAUAUUAUCUUAAAAUUAAAACGCACACGUUUGCA
Molecule: messenger RNA, 2493 nt
Organism: Prionailurus viverrinus (fishing cat)
Lineage: Eukaryota; Metazoa; Chordata; Mammalia; Carnivora; Felidae
Gene: AIFM3
Product: apoptosis inducing factor mitochondria associated 3
Exons: 21
Coding region: 369-2165 (598 amino acids)
Biological process (GO): execution phase of apoptosis
Cellular component (GO): mitochondrion; cytoplasm
Molecular function (GO): flavin adenine dinucleotide binding; oxidoreductase activity, acting on NAD(P)H; 2 iron, 2 sulfur cluster binding
Source: RefSeq, a predicted model, not a curated record